CACACACACACACUCUCACUCACACUCCUACCUCCCUCCCUCCCUCUCUCAGUUUCAGUGACUGGUUAGAAAUGGCAGCUUCUGAGGACCCCUAAACGACUCUGGCAAAUUAAGGAGAAAUGCAUCCCUUGAAAUGGAUUAAUUGAUUAACGGGAAUGUCAACAGUCCAGUUGUGAGCUGUAAAGACAGACAGAAGAGGAACCAGUGGCGUAUAUCUUUUCAAACAGCAGCGUCUGUCUGUCUAUUUGUGUGAAAUAUAUUGGGGUAAGAGAGACGUCGAUUAGCAUUAGCGCUAUUAGCUCCGCUGCUGCUUUCGCCCGCCGCUGCCUCUCUCUCUCGCUCUCUCUCAGCCGAGCUUUCGCGCUCUUCCCGCCGCAUUCCCCCCCGCUCCGUCCGCUCUGCUCUCACGCGCUGCCGAGGCUCCUGCGGCUCCUACGCCUGCUUCUACCGCUGUGUGCUGCGGGUCAUGAAAAGCUGCUUUUGUCCGAAAAGGAAGGACGCAGUGCAUUUUACAAAUUCCUCCAUGAUGCCUGAGGUACGGGAGCUUUCUGACGCCCUGCCAGAGAUGCCCAUGGACCCAAUCACUGGCGUAGGUGUUGUGGCCUCGAGAAACAGAGCUCCCACUGGCUAUGAUGUGGUUGCACAGACCACAGAUGGGAUUGAUGCAGACUUGUGGAAAGACGGCCUGUUCAAAUCCAAGGUGACCCGCUAUCUGUGCUUCACCAGAGCAUUCUCCAAAGAGAACAGUCAUUUAGGAAAUGUUCUCGUAGACAUGAAGCUCAUCGACAUCAAAGACACGCUGCCUGUGGGAUUUAUUCCCAUUCAGGAAACUGUGGACACACAGGAGCCGGCGUUCAGGAAGAGGAGGUUAUGCAUUAAGUUCAUCCCGAGAGACUCCACAGAAGCUGCCAUCUGUGAUAUCCGUAUCUUAGGACGCUCUAAGCAGGCGCCGCCACAGUAUACGUUCAUAGGAGAGCUGAACAAUAUGGGGAUCUGGUACCGUAUGGGAAAGGUGCCACGGACCCAGGACUCUUCACCUAUACAAAACAACUCCACCACCAACACCACCAAUAACAUCCAGACUGUCACCAACAACUCCACUCCAGCGCCAGUCUUGCCCAAGCACAUAUCCAUGACCCUGCCGGCAUGUUUCAGAAAAAGCACAACCAGACCAGACUUUGAACACCAGAACUCCAACCUCUAUGCCAUCUCUGCUAUGGAUGGAGUGCCUUUCAUGAUUUCGGAGAAGUUUGCGUGUGCCUCCAGUGAUCUGCAGCAGGUGGAUCUAAUGGGCAUCAGAAUCAAAUCACUUGCAGAGAUUGAGAAAGAGUAUGAAUAUAGUUUCCGGACGGAGCACAGCGCUGCGGCCCGUCUGCCGCCCAGUCCCACCAGAACUUCUCUGGGCUCUGAGGCCUAAAGCGGACACGCUGGAGGAAAGAUGGAGAGGACUUCUGAAGGCCUGAUAUGAGCAGAGACUCACACCCCUCUCUGAGAAUAAAACAAACCCACGGAAACAAAGUUUGACGGAGGAAAAAAUCACUUUUUCCAUAUAAAAAAUUAACAAAUAUCAUUUCAUGUGGUCAAGUUCAGUCUCUCUUAAGUUGAUGCUGCUUUUUCACUACAGUGAUCAAAUCAAAACCACUACAGUGUCGGGUGGGAAUGGCCUGUGGAAACUCGUGUUCUUUUAGUAUUGCGUCUGAAGUCACGUUCAGACUUAUUCUGGCUGCUGGACUGAGAUGCUGUUACCGUGGUGACUUUAUGAAGGGUCGGACUUGGACGUACCCUUGAGAAUUCACAUUUGAGCCCCCAAGUCUGCGUUCAUGCAGCAUGGAUUUGGAAGAGUAUUUUAUUUUUUUGUAUUUUGCCUCUUUUUGUUCAUUGGCUUGCUGGGUUUUAUUUAGAUCGCAGCAACUGCAUGACUUGUUUUUUGUUUGUUUUUAAUCCGUUUGGAAAAGGAGCCGAGAUAACUGCACUGUUACAGGAUUUCAGUAUGCUUGUGUUUGUCUGGAAAAAGAGAUUUGAGAACAAGAACACUCCAACUCUGAGUGAGCCCUUGUACAUAGACAAGCGAUGAAUCAGGAAUGUGUCGUUUUAGAAUUGUGUGUUACUCGUUUUUUUUCCCUUUUUGUCUUUGUAACGUCCCUUCCUGAACUGAUCUAUCACUCCGCUCACCACUGAUCAACUUUUACUGGGAUUUGACUCUUUUUCAGUCUGUCAUGAUGUUCGACGGUGCUCACGCACUUGGGUAUUGUUUCUGCCAGUCCAUUUGUGGCUUCUGAAGUUUAUGGUGAUAUUUUUUGUGACUUUUUUUUUUAAUUUAAUAAACAAGUGAAUAUUUCUGCGAUUAUAUUUCACCCCAUGCAAGAUCCGAAGAAAAAAAAAAAGAAAUUAAAUUUUGCAUAAAGAAAAUGAAUCCUAUUUUUUGGGACAAUAAAGAUUUUUGAAAUGUGACAUUUUAACUUGUUUUCCACACAAACAAAUAAAUCAUUUUAAAUUCUUGAAUUAAAUUCUGUACAGUGAUGUAGGCUUACAAUUUUACUUUGUAAUUUAAAUUAUAUAUAGUUUUUUCAAUGUUUUUUUAAUGAGACUUUAGAGAAAUGUGCUUAAUUCUAAUGAAAAUAAUGUCACAAUGCAAAAAAAAGUGCAGCUCUCUUGCUGCUUUAUGCAAAAUACAAUUUCUAAUUUUUUUUCUUUUGAUUUUCAGGGUGACCUGAAGAUUUCUUGACAGUUUUCGUGAGAUUCACCUGAUUAUCCAGAACAAAUGUAGUUGUUAGCCGUUCAGUUUUAGUAAAUCAUUCAGCAGUGGCACGGUGACGUUCCGAGUCGACAUUGCUCACCGUACUCCUGCUGCUUUGUUUGAUAUGGUGACGAUUAUCGGUGAAAGUACAGUGUUAUUAUUUGCGGGCGUUUCUUCCGAACGCCCUGCUGAAACCGCCAUCUCAGGUGAAAGUGUUCAGCUUGGAAACACCACGUGUCUGAGUGAUUCAAGAAGCCAAUCCAUUCAGAUGGUUCGACACCUUCACUGUGAGACUUUAAUCAAACACUCAGAUGGGUUUUAGAUUUCUCACGUUGUGGGUAAUAUUGUUUAAGCAGCUAUAUUGUUACAUGUUCUAACCACUAUGUGACUUUUAUUAUGUCAGUUUUUUUUAAACUCUGAUUUCAAAUCUGAAAUUAACCACAAAUCUGACCUUCUCUUUUUAUUGUUUCAUGUCUGAGGAAGUUGAUAGCUUCAGACCUUCAAAACCGAUUUUUCAGGCAUUGGUCAAGCCUGUUUUUGGAUUGAAGAUGUCUAAUCUGUCUGGAAAACUCCCAUGUUUAUAUCUAAAUAAAAUAGGAACCUGAAAUUAUAGUUUAAGAUAUCUGAAUUACAUGAUUUUUCUGUCAAUUCAGUCAUUUGUUUAAAGGAUUAGUUCACUUCAGAAUGAAAAUUUCCUGAUAAUUUACUCACCCCCAUGUCAUCCAAGAUGUUUAUGUUUUUCUUUCUUCAGUUGAAAAGAAAUUAAGGUUUUUGAGGAAAACAUUCCAGGAUUUUUCUCCAUAUAGUGGACUUCACUGGGGUUCAGUGGCUUGAAGGUCCAAAUGUCAGUUUCAGUGCAGCUUCAAAGGGCUCUACAUGAUCCCAGAUGAGGAAUAAGGGUCUUAUCUAGCGAAACGAUCGGCCAUUUUCUAAAAAAAAUAAAAUAAAAAUGUAUAUACGUUUUUAAGCACAAAUGCUUGUCUUGCACUGCUCUGAGAUACGCCGCGCAUUACGUAAUGUUACAAAGGUCACACGUGACGUAGGCGAGAGUACCGAUCCAGUGUCUACAAAGCGAACGUGCAAAGACGAAGUCAAACACCCUUUACAAAAGAAGGUAAAACAACAAUGUCAGACGAUUUUGAAGAUGGAGGAGAAAAUGAGAUGGAGUUUUUCGCCCUACCGUGGUACUUCUGCCUACGUCGCGUGAUUUUUUUUUUUUUUUCCAACAUGAUUACGUAAUGCGUGGCGCAAGAUGAGCAAAAGUAUAUAAUUUUUAUUUAUUUUUGUAGAAAAUGGCUGAUCGUUUCACUAGAUAAGACCCUUAUUCCUCAUCUGGCAUCAUGUAGAGCUCUUUGAAGCUGCACUGAAACUGACAUUUGGACCUUCAUCCCGUUGAACCCCAGUGAAGUCCACUAUAUGGAGAAAAAUCCUGGAAUGUUUUCCUCAAAAACCUUCAUUUCUUUUUGACUGAAGAAAGAAAGACAUGAACAUCUUGGAUGACAUGGGGGUGAGUAAAUCAUCAGGAAAUUUUAGUUCUGAAGUGAACUAAUCCUUUAACAGAAAAGGCCCUAUAUGAAUGCAUGCAGCAUUAUCUUCUUUUUUUUUUCUUUUUUAACAUUAAAAUGAGGAUUUAAUUUGCUAUUUCAUAGUACUCUUUGAUCUAAUUAUUUAAUGAUUUUAUAUGAAGACUAAUUUAAAUGUUUAGGAAUGUAGCUAGUAUGUUGCCCCAAUAUUUUUUUUUAAUGUUUUGCUGGGAAUAGUUGAGUGUUUUUUCCAAGUUGGUCAUGCAAAACAAAUACAAUAAAAGAUGUUUAGUUACUGCACUGCAUAAAUAAACUCAUGUUUGCAAUUUUAUAAACCGUUAAAUGUGUAUCAUCAAGUUCAAGUCGUUGUUUUGCCUCUAGAUGAACCUGUUGUGUGUUUGUCAUUUACAUUGUCAACUGGUUUUAAUUUCAUUAUUGUAUAAAUGUGAAUGCCAGUGUUGACUGCUGGUUGAAUUUUGUUCUUUAUUAUUCUGUAUAAAUUCCAUAAACUCUU
Messenger RNA from Ctenopharyngodon idella (grass carp), 4774 nucleotides. RefSeq names its product multivesicular body subunit 12Ba (gene mvb12ba). The transcript has 10 exons. The record is from RefSeq and is a predicted model, not a curated record. Bases 467 to 1417 code for a protein of 316 amino acids. Gene Ontology annotation, biological process: regulation of epidermal growth factor receptor signaling pathway; virus maturation; viral budding. Lineage: Eukaryota; Metazoa; Chordata; Actinopteri; Cypriniformes; Xenocyprididae. Gene Ontology annotation, cellular component: late endosome; ESCRT I complex.